AUAUGGAUUUUGUUCGCGUGGAGUCGUUUCCGGAGACAUUUCAGUGCUGAUGAAGCAUACAUAAGAUAAUAAAUUAAUUAAAGUAUUUAAUUCGGGCGAUAAAGGAACAGCAAUUAUCUUUCAGUGCAUACAAUAUUUUGUUUGACAUUUUUUUGGGGGGGGAUCAGCACUGCGUUACGAAAUGAUCCCAACGAAACGCUUGCUAGCGUAGCUAUGUCCUCAAAAGCCGCUGCAAAGCAAUGUUGUUGCUAGCUAACGACGUUGCGAGAGGGACCAUAGCUAACGUAACUCGAUAGCUAGUUUUCUCCUCGCCAUCAUAUUUACGUUGACUUUUCCGUUACAUCUGCAGUAGCAUUAUGGUGUGCUGUGUCAAUGGGCAAUUGCCUUGUAACUAUCUAGUUUACUAUACAUAGAAACCGUUGUUUAGUAUAAUAACUUUUCGAAACCAACUACUCCGAGUUCGGCUAACUAGCUAACGUUAAUGUUAGCUUCUAACUCACGACAUUGUUCAACGCAAAGACCGCUACGAAACCCUACUAUCAACGCAAGGCUUUCUUCCAGUUUCGUUUGUACUACGUUAACUUGACAAGCUUGCUAGUUGUCUGGAAUACGAUGGCUUCUUCGUCGGGAAACGAUGACGACCUCACCAUUCCCAGGGCAGCUAUCAACAAAAUGAUCAAAGAAACUUUGCCCAACGUACGGGUUGCCAACGAUGCGAGAGAACUUGUUGUGAACUGUUGCACAGAGUUCAUACAUCUAAUUUCAUCAGAGGCGAAUGAAAUAUGUAACAAGUCUGAAAAGAAGACUAUAUCUCCUGAACAUGUUAUUAAUGCACUUGAAAGCCUGGGUUUUGCGUCGUACAUCACAGAGGUGAAGGAUGUCUUGCAGGAAUGUAAAACUGUAGCACUUAAGAGGAGAAAGGCCAGCUCUCGCCUGGAAAACCUGGGUAUACCAGAGGAAGAGCUCCUUAGACAACAACAGGAACUCUUUGCUAAGGCACGGCAGCAGCAAGCAGAGCUAGCCCAGCAGGAGUGGCUCCAGAUGCAGCAGGCUGCCCAGCAGGCCCAGUUGGCUGCAGCAUCUGCCAGUGCUGGACAGCAGGCUGGCUCCUCACUGGACGAGGAUGACGAGGAUGACAUGUGAUGAUGAAGAUGAUGACCCCUGGGGCCUGGAAUUUGGGCAACAACAAGCAGGCAGGGUCAUCUUCAUAAGGGCACACCGUAGCAAAACAUUUUGCAAUGGAUACUGGAAGCAAGCGUUUCUUAUUGGAUCACUACAGAUAGUAGGCUACCACCCUGUUCCGGGCUGUUUUCUCCCUGUUUCGUGCCUAUUGAACACGACCCAGGCCAUAUCCCUUUUCUUUGGACAGUGUCAGCAAGCAGCCCUCUCUCUUCCAACGCUCUCAUUGGUAGAGAUCUGAGCUAUGUAGAGGCAUAAUGCGCGUAAUCCCACCAGUCCAGUAUCAGGCGUACAUGUUGUUAUGGACAGUUUCAAGCUAUAUAGAUAGACAUAUUUUUUUUGAAUUUGACAGUAGUAUCUGAAAAUGCACUUAUUUGGAUAAAGAUGCAUUUUCAAGCAUUACCUCCACUCAGCUGAAAUAUUUUAUUUUUGCCAAUCACAAAUCAAAUGUUAACUCCGUCAUGGAAUUGUCAUGUGCUGUGUGAUUUGGAGAUUAUUGUUGGAUGCAAGGUAGAAUGGAACAUGCUGAAGGUAGAAAGUGUAUUGGAAAAAAAGUAUCAUGGUUUUGGCUAUGUUGAGAAAAGAACAUUAGUACAGUUCAGGUACUGCUCCUUUAGAUUGUUUCUACUAGAUUAUUUGGGGGGUUCAGGAGAACAGCUCCUCACUCUUUGCCAAAGGUGGGCUUUACUUAUUCCUCCUACCCGUUUGUGGUCCUUUUUUGGUAGUAGUUUUGACAUAAAUAGUUCCUUACCCCCUUCUUUGUAUGUUUGUUUAACAGGACGGAUGUGUCUAAAACAGCAUCCUAUGUCCUAUAUAGUGCAUUACAUUUGACCAGAACCCUAUAGGCCCUGGUCAAGUAUUGCACUAUAAUGGGAAUAGGGUGCCAUUUGGGAUGCACACAAUAUUUCUGAAACACUUAGGGGGGUUGUGAAUAUGUAUUUGAUUUGUAAAAUUGGGUUUGAAAAUGCUUUUUGUUUUAUUUUAGCUCCGUCGUUAUCAAAGUAGGUUGAUGCUUUUUUUUCUUAUGUUCACCUACAGUAUUGCUAAUUGAUUAGCUACUCAUUUCAGAAUAUUUUUGACUCAUAGAACCAAAUAUAUAGGUUGCUUCCCAAAUGGCAACCUCUUUCCUAUGUAGUGCAAUACUUUUUUACCAGAACCCAAUUGGCCUUGGUCAUAGUGCACUAUAUAUGGAAUAGGGUGCAAUGUGGGACACAACUUAACAACCCUGAGCAUAUGAGAUGAGGCCAAGGUGUAUGUUCCAUGUGUAGAACAAAGAGACUUGGGUGCAGUGUGCACUCAGGUUACUGUUCACAAUGCUGAUGGUAACUUGCACUUUGGAAAAAUGCUUUAUCUUGGCUUAAUCUGUUUUUGUUUGCACCCCAAAUGUCAGCCUAUUUCCUUUAGUGCAUAAUACUUUAGUUCUAGUUAAAAGUAGUGCACCAUGUAGGGAAUAGGGUGCCAUUUUGGGCGCACCCUUUUUUUUCUCCAGUGUGGAAGGAAAAAGUUGCAUUGUGAAUGUGUGGUGAAUUGUUUAAAAAUGUAAAGAUUGGUAACCUCUAGGUGUGAUACACAUUCACAUGCCUUCUAUAAAGUUGUAUUCUUUAAGCAAUAAAGUUAACAUGUUUUAUAGAGACCAAUCCUUCCUCUUAAUGUUUUGUGGAGUUAUUUACAGUCCUUUCCUAUUUUUUUGUUAACUAUACUAUGUUAGCCCCCUCAGUUUUUCAUCCUCAUGGACAAAAGCUUUUUUUUUUUUACUGUGACCAACAAGUCA
Oncorhynchus mykiss (rainbow trout) is the source of this 2950-nucleotide messenger RNA. RefSeq names its product protein Dr1. The record is from RefSeq and is a predicted model, not a curated record. Gene Ontology annotation, biological process: negative regulation of transcription by RNA polymerase II; RNA polymerase II preinitiation complex assembly. Gene Ontology annotation, molecular function: protein heterodimerization activity; RNA polymerase II general transcription initiation factor activity; TBP-class protein binding. NCBI's taxonomy places the organism in Eukaryota, Metazoa, Chordata, Actinopteri, Salmoniformes, Salmonidae. Gene Ontology annotation, cellular component: negative cofactor 2 complex.